This is a messenger RNA of Pieris macdunnoughi, 306 nucleotides long. The record is from the annotation of a GenBank genome assembly. Lineage: Eukaryota; Metazoa; Arthropoda; Insecta; Lepidoptera; Pieridae.
AUGGCGUUGGAGGGUGUAAAAAGUGAAAAAAGUGAGGAAAGUAAUGCGAAUGUGCAAGAUGGGAAGGCGAACGGUGUCGACAACAGGAGUAAACAGAGCAGUCAAUUAUCAACAUUGAUAGCAGAAACUUGUGACCCUUAUAGGGCUUGGGAAACCCACGGUGAAGUAGAUUAUAUUAAUGCUAAUAAUGGAAGCCUUUAUUUACAUGGACAAAGGUCCUCUAAUCGGCUCCACUCCGCUUUGGUUCUGCCAACCCGGGUCAACGUUCAACCCGCUACUGAUGUAACCAUCUUCUUGAUGGCCUAG